This is a messenger RNA of Aureobasidium musti, 945 nucleotides long. The record is from the annotation of a GenBank genome assembly. NCBI's taxonomy places the organism in Eukaryota, Fungi, Ascomycota, Dothideomycetes, Dothideales, Saccotheciaceae.
AUGACACUAGUCGCCUACUCGGAUUCCGAAGAGGACGACGAGCCUGCAGCCAAGCGACCCAAGAAGGACAAGGACGCUGACCAUAAAGACGACGACCUCCCACCACUGCCAGCCGAGUUUUUGAAUUUAUAUUCGUCCAGCGUCCGCGUCAGCAACACCGACGAUCCGUCUCUGCACCACGGCCGCAAACGCGUCGUCAAGCAUGUCGAAGGGAAUUGGCCCACCCAUGUCUAUCUUGAGUGUAUGUUGAAGUUUUGCAAGGAUUUGAUACAACACAGCCGGACUUACACAGCCUCCGCAGGGCUGCCCUCACCUGCUGAACAUGACACACUGAACAAAUUGCUCAAGGCAUUGCCAGAAUCGUCAAAUGUGCACUCUCUGCUGCAAACACCACUGCAGGUACCCUUACCUCUGCACAUAUCCCUAAGUGCACCGCUGGUAUUGCGCACCGGGAAUAAAGACGCUUUUCUGGAUACCAUCACAGAAGCCGUAACUCCGGUCGUUCGGUCACUGCGACAUCCAAUUGCAGUAAGACCUGCUUCACUCUCAUGGCACGGUAAUGAUGAUAGCAGUCGAUACUUUCUGGUACUCCGCGUCCAAGACGCCGAGCAAACCCAAGAAACGAGUGCUCUGACCUUGCUAAACCAACUCCUUAAAGCCAGCAACAAGGUCGUCCAGGACUUUAACCAACCUCAACUCUACACCAAGCUCAAACGCCAAGCAGGAAGCAGCGACUUUUCGCCAUACUUCCACAUCAGCAUUGGUUGGUCUUUGCCAUCACCAGACCGAAACCUGGCAGAUGAUAACCUCAAAUUGCAACCAGCUGUUGAGCCAAUCCUUAAAGAGCUCUGCGAGAAUAUGGUUGUAUCCUUUGACGCUGUCAAAAUCCGCAUAGGCCAAACAGUCACGGCCCUGCCAAUCGGGGAGCAAGCAUCCGCACUCUAG